CACAAAUGAAAGGUAAAGGGACCCCCUCCACAUUAUUAUGGCAUGAUGACAAAGGAUACACACUCUAACUCACCCACCCUCUCAUUACUUCGACCCAAACCAUCAAGGAAGAGAGGAUAACCUCUGCAAUUCAUCAUCCUCCAUUGUUGAUGCAAGCUCAAACCAAGUGAGAUCCAAGGAAGAAGAAAAAUGAGAAAAGAAGAGAAAAACUUGGAAAAAUCAAGUACUGAUCCCUCGGGGGAACCACCCUUUCAGUUUGAAGCUAGAGCUUACUUCCUGCACCCGUUGUUCGGGAGAUCGAUGGAGAGAAGACGUGGUUGAAGCUAGAGCUUACUUCCUGCACCCGUUGUUCGAGAGAUCGAUGGAGAGAAGACGUGACACGGUCUGGGGCGUGACAAGUCGGGUGUCUGUUUGCUAUCCUCAGGAGAAUGGUCAAGUGGAGAACACCAAUCGCACGAUUGUAGAUGGCCUCCAAAAUAAAUUAGAUGCUCUUGGGACAGUGUGGGUUGAAGAGCUAAGUAACGUGUUGUGGACAUUCCGGACCACCCCCGGGAAGGCGACAGGCGAAACUCCUUUCGCCCUGUGCUAUGGCUUUGAGGCAAGGGCCCCCUUCGAGGCGGUGAUUCCUAGUCACCGGGUAGAGGAGUUCGAGCCAAACAUCAAUGAGGAGAGGCUCAGAGCCGAACUCCACCUCAUAGAAGAAAGAAGAGAUUGGGCAUUCAUCACGGCUGAGAAUUACCGUAGGCAAGUGAAGGCGUACCAAGAUAGCAAGGCCGUGCUACGAAGCUUUGACGUAGGAGAUUACAUGCUAAGGCGGAGGAAGGCAAGCAAACCAACGGAAGGGGGGAACUCUCCAUCAAGUGGGAAAACUCAUUGAACGUGCAUGGAACGCGGAGCAUUUACUUAUGUUUUAUCAUUAGUGAUGUGUAAUAAUUAAUCUUUCCAUCGCUUUAAUACAAUUGCUUUAAUAAAAGUUCGUUUUUUG
Cuscuta europaea is the source of this 985-nucleotide messenger RNA. The record is from the annotation of a GenBank genome assembly. Lineage: Eukaryota; Viridiplantae; Streptophyta; Magnoliopsida; Solanales; Convolvulaceae.